AUGGAGGCUCUGCUGGUGGACACGGACAUACAAGUGGAUGAGAGGCCAGACUCUCCUGCACCCAGCUGUGUGUCCAUGAAGAGUGAUCGGUCAAAGGAUCAGAUCAUCAACUUUAGUGAGGGACACAGUCAUCCUGAUCCCAGUUUGUCUACGUGUCGUGCAUUUGGGUCCAGCUCUUCUACAGCAGUGUUACCCAACUGCUCAUACAGUCUCCAACAGGAAGAACGAACAAUUCAUCCAUCCUUCAGCGAAACUUCUCAAAAUGAGAUUUCUAAUGUAUUCAAGGAGCUUGAACACAAAGUCAUCACUUUCAUGACGAAUGAACUAAAGAGACUCAAGAAGCUCCUGACUCAUGAUUACCCAGAAUCCCCUCACAGUGAGGAGGAGGAUGAGGAGGACCAGAGAGAUGUCAGAGAUGGAGCUCUGAAGAUUGCAGUGCACAUCCUGAGGAACAUGAACCAGGAGAUCAUUGCUCAGCAGCUGGAGAAAUAUGGACUGUUUCCCAGAUGUCAACAAGAGCUCAAAUACAGGCUAACAAACAAGUUUCAGAGUGUAUUUGAGGGCGUGCCUAAGCUAGGAAACCCUACUUUUCUGGAGAAGAUUUACACAGAGCUCUACAUCACAGAGGGGGAAAGUGUAGAGGUCAAUACAGAACAUGAGGUCAGACAGCUUGAGAUGGCAUCCAAGAGACAAAUAACAGAGAGGGAAACACCAAUCAAAUGUACUGACAUCUUCAAGCCCUUACCUGGACAAGACAAACCCAUCAGAACUGUGCUGACAAAAGGAGUUGCUGGCAUUGGAAAAACCGUUUCUGUGCAGAAAUUCAUUCUGGACUGGGCUGAAGAAAUAGCCAAUGAGAAUAUUCACUUCAUAUUUCCUCUUCCUUUUCGGGAGCUGAACUUGAUUAAAGACAAGAAAUACACCCUCAUGGACAUCAUCCAUCACUUCUUCUCUGAAACAAAAGACUUUGCCUUCUCCAACCAGGACAGAUACAACAUUGCUUUCAUCUUUGAUGGUCUGGAUGAAAGCAGACUUCCUCUGGAUUUCCAGCACAAUGAAUGCAUCUACAAUGUAUCAGAACCUGCCUCAGUGGAUGUUCUUCUCACAAACCUCAUCAAGGGGAAUCUGCUUCCCUCUGCUCUUGUGUGGAUCACCUCCCGACCAGCAGCAACCAAUCAAAUCCCUCCUGAGUGUGUUGAUCAGGUGACAGAAGUCCGGGGUUUCAAUGACCCACAGAAGGAGGAGUACUUCAGAAAGAAAAUCAUUAAAGUGGAACUGGCCAGCAGAAUCAUCACACACCUAAAGUCAUCCAGGUGCCUCUACAUCAUGUGUCACAUUCCAGUCUUCUGUUGGAUGGCAGCCACUGUUCUGGAGUACAUCCUGACUGAAGCAGAGAGUGGAGAGAUUCCAACAUCUUUGACACAAAUGUACACACACUUCCUCAUCAUACAAACCAAACACAGGAGUCAGAAGUAUGGAAACCGUGAUGCGGAUGCACUCUGGAACCUGAAGACCAUAAAGUCCCUGGGCAAACUGGCUUUUCAGCAGCUGGAGAAGGGAAAUCUGAUCUUCUAUGAGGAGGACCUGACAGAAUGUGGCAUUGGUAUCACAGAUGCAUCAGUGUACUCAGGGAUGUGUACCGAGAUCUUCAGAGAGGAGGCUGGGCUGUACCAGGGGAAGGUGUUCUGCUUUGUUCAUCUGAGUAUUCAGGAGUUUCUAGCAGCUUUAUAUGUGUUUUUGCACUUUAGCGAGAGAGAAAGCAAUAUGCCUGACCAACACCAAACCUCUCAGCUUAAUUCACUGCUCAGUGCUAACAAACUUCAUGACCUAAACCAGACUGCAGUGGACCUGGCAUUAAGGAAUGAGAAUGGACACCUGGACCUUUUCCUGAGGUUUCUUCUUGGCCUCUCACUGGAGUCCAAUCAGGAACUCUUACAAGACCUGCUGCCACAGACAGGAAGCAGCUCACUGAACACAGAGGAAACAGUCAAGUACAUCAAGCAGAAGAUCAAAGAAGCCCCCAACCCAGAGAGAUGCAUCAACCUGUUCCACUGUCUGAAUGAACUGAACGACCACUCUCUGGUGGAGGAGGUCAAGGGCUACUUGAGGAAGGGAAAAAAAACCAGAGAGGAACUCUCUCUUUCCCAGCUGUCAGCUCUGGCCUUUGUGCUGCUGAUGUCAGACCAGCAACUGGAGGAGUUUAACCUGGAGGAUUAUGGGAGAGUGGGAUCACCUGCCAGAUCAGAUGCCGGUCUGCUGAGGAUGCUGCCCGUGGUCAAAGCAUCAAGAAGAGUGAAGCUGAGUUUUUGUAACCUCACAGAGAAGAGCUGUGCAGCUUUAUCUUCAGCUCUCAGCUCAAACUCUUCCAGUCUGAGACAGCUGAACCUGACUAACAAUAAUCUGCUGGGAGAUUCAGGAGUGGAGCUGCUUUCUACUGGUCUGGAGCAUCCAAACUGUAGACUGGAGAAACUGGAGCUGAGAUACUGUAACCUCACAGAGAAGAGCUGUGCAGCUUUAUCUUCAGCUCUCAACUCAAACUCCUCCAGUCUGAGACAGCUGGACCUGAGAAACAAUAAUCUGGGAGGUUCAGGAGUAGAGCUGCUUUCUACUGGUCUGGAGCAUCCAAACUGCAGACUGGAGGAACUGGAGCUGAGUGGUUGUAACCUCACAGUGAAGAGCUGUGCAGCUUUAUCUUCAGCUCUCAGCUCAAACUCUUCCAGUCUGAGACAGCUGCACCUGAGUGGCAAUAAUCUGCUGGGAGAUUCAGGAGUGGAGCUGCUUUCUACUGGUCUGGAGCAUCCAAACUGCAGACUGGAGAAACUACGGUAAGAUUAUGUUUUAAUGUUUGUGAUAGUGUCAUGUGUUGUGUGCUUGCAAUUAUGAUGCACUGGACUGUCACCAUCUCCAUAUCUCCCUAAAUGAAUAGCAAAGGACUCUUUAAAUCAACAGAGGGAACUGGAUAUUUAAUCUAAAUGUAAAGAUAAAUAUCCUCUAUUUUUGCUCAAGUGUGCAAAGUGUUGCGUUGCAAAAAA
Molecule: messenger RNA, 3032 nt
Organism: Clupea harengus (Atlantic herring)
Lineage: Eukaryota; Metazoa; Chordata; Actinopteri; Clupeiformes; Clupeidae
Product: NACHT, LRR and PYD domains-containing protein 3-like
Exons: 9
Coding region: 1-2829 (942 amino acids)
Molecular function (GO): protein binding
Source: RefSeq, a predicted model, not a curated record